CCUGGGAGCGUGCCCGGACUGCGGCGCAGCUCCCGUCCGUCCGCUGCCCCGGCCCGGCAGAGCCCCCGACCCGCACCGCGCUGCUCUGAGGCGGGCGCCAGGAGACACUGCAGGGGUGGCGUUGCCGCGGGCUGCCGGGCUUGGCGCCGGUGCGUGCGCUGCUGCAGGAAGCCGGCCGGGACCGGGAGCCAGAGUCAGCCCCAGGCAGAGCGGCGGCCCCUCGGUUCCAGCCACUGCAGGGGCAUCAUGGCCGUGGAUGUGGCCGACGUGGCAGAAUACCACCUGAGCGUCAUCAAGAGCCCCCCUGGCUGGGAGGUGGGAGUCUACGCUGCAGGGGCCCUGGCCCUGCUGGGAAUCGCAGCUGUGAGCCUGUGGAAGCUCUGGACAUCGGGCAGCUUCCCCAGCCCCUCCCCAUUCCCAAAUUAUGACUACAGGUACCUUCAGCAGAAGUAUGGCGAGACCUCCGCGGAGGCCAGGCCAAAGACAAUGCCUGCCUGGAACACCCAGCGGGCCAGGACUCGGGGACCACCCAGUCGCAAGGGCAGCCUCAGCAUCGAGGACAACUUUGAGGCCAUCAGUGAGCUGGGGCCGUUGGAGCUGAUGGGCCGCGAGCUGGACCUGGCCCCCUAUGGGACCCUCCGGAAAUCCCAGUCGGCCGACUCCCUGAACUCCAUCUCCUCCGUGAGCAACACCUUCGGGCAGGACUUCACGCUGGGCCAGGUGGAGGUGAGCAUGGACUACGACCCAGCCUCCCACACCCUCCACGUGGCCGUGCUGCAGGGCAAGGACCUCCUGGAGCGCGAGGAAGCCAGCUUCGAGUCCUGCUUCAUGCGCGUGAGCCUGCUGCCCGACGAGCAGAUCGUGGGCAUUUCCAGGAUCCAGAGGAAUGCCUACUCCAUCUUCUUCGAUGAGAAGUUCUCCAUUCCGCUGGAUCCCACGGCCCUGGAGGAGAAGAGCCUGCGGUUUUCCGUGUUUGGCAUUGACGAGGACGAGAGGAACGUCAGCACCGGGGUGGUAGAGCUGAAGCUCUCGGUACUGGACCUGCCCCUGCAGCCCUUCAGCGGCUGGCUCUACUUACAGGACCAGAACAAGGCUGCUGACGCAGUGGGAGAGAUCCUGCUAUCCCUCAGCUACCUGCCCACAGCUGAGCGCCUCACCGUGGUGGUGGUAAAGGCCAAGAAUCUUAUCUGGACCAACGACAAGACCACAGCAGACCCCUUUGUGAAGGUGUACCUGCUACAGGAUGGGAGGAAGAUGAGCAAGAAGAAGACAGCCGUGAAGAGAGAUGACCCCAACCCAGUGUUCAAUGAAGCCAUGAUCUUCUCGGUGCCAGCCAUUGUGCUCCAGGACCUAUCUCUCCGUGUGACGGUGGCUGAGAGCAGCAGUGACGGCCGUGGGGACAACGUGGGCCACGUUAUCAUCGGGCCAUCAGCCAGUGGCAUGGGCACCACACACUGGAACCAGAUGCUGGCCACACUGCGCAGGCCUGUGUCCAUGUGGCACCCUGUCCGGCGAAACUAGCAGCCAGGGCAGGCCAGGCGGACGGCGGAGCCUCUAGAGCCUGGUGCCCACUCGCUCUAUCCAAUGCCCUCUCCAUUGACCAACUGGAGCUGCGGACACUGGGGUACCCCGGGGGAGUCCCCAUCAGCCAACUUGGACCCUCUGUCUGGGAACCCAGGUUCUUCUGCUGCAGACCAGCUAUGGCUGGGCCGGGUCCCAGAGGGGGCAGCUGACACUGGCCAAUUGUGCACCACCUCCAGAUCCUCAUGAGGCCUGUCCUUGGUGUGCAGGGACUUGGCCUCUCAGAGCUGGCAAGCCCCACCCCCACCUCCUGGGAGGCCAGUGACAAGCAGUGACAA
Ictidomys tridecemlineatus (thirteen-lined ground squirrel) is the source of this 1859-nucleotide messenger RNA. RefSeq names its product synaptotagmin 12 (gene Syt12). Gene Ontology annotation, biological process: synaptic vesicle endocytosis; calcium ion-regulated exocytosis of neurotransmitter. Lineage: Eukaryota; Metazoa; Chordata; Mammalia; Rodentia; Sciuridae. Gene Ontology annotation, cellular component: plasma membrane; exocytic vesicle. The record is from RefSeq and is a predicted model, not a curated record. Gene Ontology annotation, molecular function: phosphatidylserine binding; calcium ion binding; calcium-dependent phospholipid binding.